AUGAAUGUUAUAAUUAAUGCAAACGGUGUUGGUGAAAAAUCGGAUUCCCUCGAGGGAUUUUUUAAUAUUGCAAUCUUAGUGACUGGAGCAACGGAUUUUGUAAGGAAAUGUAUUCCGGAGAAACUGAUGCGUAUCUGUCCACACGUUGCCGCAAUUUUUAUCCUUAUUCGUCCGAAGCGGAGCCAAACAUCUCAGCAACGAUUCAGGAAACUAUUAGACGAUCCAUGUUUGGUGAAUCGGGAUUGCUCAUAUCUGAUCUCUGAUUAUCUUCUACUUCCGAAUCUGUUUUCCAGUUUCAUUUCAACUUCAGCGCCAUUAAUUUUAAAAACAGAUGCAUCUAAUUUAGCCAUAGGAGCAGCGUUAGAGCAAUUUGAAGACAAUAAAUCGAAACUUAUCGGAUCUUUUUCACGAAGAUUAAGUAAAGCAGAACAUACUUAUCCUAAUUCAAGAAGGAAAGAAUUCGUUAACGAUACAUCGAACGACCGUCUAUGCCAGAAUCAGCGAUACUCGACAACGUUCGAGACUAAUCGAUACGCGGGAAGUGUGACUUGA
Messenger RNA from Heterotrigona itama, 552 nucleotides. The record is from the annotation of a GenBank genome assembly. NCBI's taxonomy places the organism in Eukaryota, Metazoa, Arthropoda, Insecta, Hymenoptera, Apidae.